UUUAGAAACAUUUGAAAUUUAACUAAAAUGACAACUUUUUUCUACUGUUCAAUGUGUUCAACACCAGUACUAAAUAUUUUAAAGCUAUACAGGCAUUACAGUAAUUACCAUUUACAUGAUUUUAAUUUAAAGAUAAACUGCUGUUAUUCAACUUGUAAUAAAAGUUUUAAAAAGCUUCACAGUUUUCAACAGCAUGUGAGGAGAACGCAUGGAACUGAUAAUGACCCAAAACCAACACUUAGCACAUCAGUUAUAAUUGAGGAUUUAUCAGCUCGGUUAUCAGAAAAUUUAAUUCAGGACACCGAUUUUCCAAGUCUUUUUUUACAGAUAAUGUCUCAAUUGAAAAAGUCUUUAGGUCAUAUGUUUCUAAAAUUAAGGGAAAAACAUGUAGUUGCAAGCCAAGUUCAUGUUGACUUAGCAAUUGAUAUAAGGGAAGUGUUUACUGUUUUCUUUUUGUCAUAUAAUAGUUUGAUAAAGCAGUUUAUUCAACAAAAUGAUGUUGUCAAUUUAGUUCAUAUAUUAGACAAUGACUAUCUCUAUGAUGUAUUUUCUUAUUUUAUUCAUGAGUAUCAAUUGAUUAAUUUUUGUAAGACUGAUUUAAAAAUGGUGGAGCCACAAGAAAAAAAAAUUACAGUUUCAGACGGAAUUACUUAUAAAUACCACUACAUUAGUGUAAAAGAUAAUCUGGAAAGAGUUUUGGGUAUAGAAGAUAUAUUUAAUGAGUUUUUUCACGUAACUGAAAACCCUAUUGGUAUUAUGUAUGACUAUUGUGAUGGAGAAAUUUACAAAAGACAUUCUUUUUUUACAAAACAUCCUACUGCUAUUCGUGUUCAUUUGUUUAUUGAUGAAUUUGAAACUGUUAACCCUUUAGGUUCUAAAAAAGGCAAACAAAAACUUUGUGGUGUAUAUUACACUAUUGGAAAUUUACAUCCUUGUUAUUGCUCAAUAACAUUUCAAAUACACCUUUUCAUCCUGUUUAGCUCUAAAAUACUGCAGUUUUCAUCUUAUCAUGAUGUAUUAAAACCGCUCGUUGAUGAACUUAUAUCUUUAAUGAAUUCUUAUGUGACUGUUAUUCAGGGAGAAACUAAACACAGUCUUCAUGUUUGUAUUGCUCAGUAUCUGCAGACAAUUUAGGGGCCCAUUCGCUUGAUGGUUUUAGAUGCUGUUUCAGUUCUGGUAGAAUUUGUUGAUUUUGUUUAGUUGAUCAUAAAACCAUAUCUUUGAGAUACAAAGAAGAUUCUUGUUCGUUAAAAACAAUGUCUAAUUAUAACACUCAUCUGCAAGCAGUUAAAAGUUAUUCUGCAAAUAAAGCAAUAUUUGGAAUAAAUAAAUCAUGCAGUUUAGACAGAUUGCCUUACUUUAAUGUUAUUGAAUCCUUUCCACCAGACUUACAUCAUGACAUUCUAGAGGGGAUAGUUCCGCUACUUCUGAAAUUGACAAUCCAAAAACUGAUUGAGAAUAAGAUCAUAAAUUUAAUCCAGUUAAACUAUGAAAUAAAAACAUUUCCAUAUGGAUUUCAUGAUUCAAGAAAUGUCCUAUGUGAAAUACGCAACCAUUUGAUUUCUGCUAAUGGUCAUUUCUCUGGAAAAGCUUCAGAAAAUUGGUGUCUUUUUAGAAAUUUUCCAAUAAUUAUUAUUGAUUAUCUUUCUAUCCAUGGUGAUAAUUUCCAAUCGUAUUAGGAAGUCUUUUUGCUGUUUCGUCAAACAUGUGACAUUUUAUUUUCUUUUACAAUUAAAUGUGAUCAAAUUACAUAUUUAACAUACCUCAUUGAAAAUUUCUUGUAUAUGUUUAAUAUUGAAUAUCCUGACAAAAUGACUCCGAAAAUGCAUUAUCUUAUACAUUACCCAAGAAUGCUGUGUUUAUUUGGCCCUUUGAGACAUUUAUGGUGUAUGAGGUUUGAAUCCAAGCACAAUUAUUUUAAAAGGUUGUGCCACAUUAUCUCCAACUUCAAAAAUAUUACUUUUACAUUAUCAAAGCGACAUCAAAUAAGACAAUGUGCAGAUUUAAACUUUGAUGAUUGUCUGCGAAACAAUGAAGAUGAGAAGAAUUGAGUUACAAUAUCAACUUUGUGUCUUCCAAAAAAUAUUCAAGGUAAACUGUUUGAUUAUUUUGGAUAUAAUAUUAGUGAAAUAUUUAAAGCUACAAGUGUAUCUAUUAAUCAUGUAACUUAUUAUGUUAAGGACUAUCUUGUUUUAUCGCUUCAAGAUGAUGGAAUUCCUAUUUUUUUAUGCAUAUCUUAUCUGCUUAAACACUCUGAAAGAGGAAGAUAUAGAUGGUACAGUUUUGCUGGACAUAGAUGACUAUACAUUAAAGGAGCUUAUUCCCAUUAUUAAAUUAAGAAUAACAUUUAAAAAAGAAUGGCAAAGAACUCAUAUUGCCAAAUUUUCUGAUGAAUGCAAUAUCCAGCAAAAAAUUAAACUUCAACGUUCCUGGAAUAUCAAAAUUGAAGACCUCCUUUUUGGAUGUAUUGUUUGAUGAUAUAAAAUCCAGAUAUGGUCUGUAUCCAAGUAAUUCACAAUUGUAUGAAUUAGCACAUGAAGUGAUUCUACGUUUUCCAAAUGUCAAGCCAACACAUGGAAA
Hydra vulgaris (swiftwater hydra) is the source of this 2580-nucleotide messenger RNA. The record is from RefSeq and is a predicted model, not a curated record. NCBI's taxonomy places the organism in Eukaryota, Metazoa, Cnidaria, Hydrozoa, Anthoathecata, Hydridae.